This is a messenger RNA of Culex pipiens pallens (northern house mosquito), 1134 nucleotides long. RefSeq lists its product as uncharacterized. The coding region runs from base 1 to 1134 and encodes 377 amino acids. The record is from RefSeq and is a predicted model, not a curated record. Gene Ontology annotation, cellular component: plasma membrane. Gene Ontology annotation, molecular function: olfactory receptor activity; odorant binding. The transcript has a single exon. NCBI's taxonomy places the organism in Eukaryota, Metazoa, Arthropoda, Insecta, Diptera, Culicidae. Gene Ontology annotation, biological process: detection of chemical stimulus involved in sensory perception of smell; sensory perception of smell.
AUGGAAGACGCCAAGUUCCUUGCCGUGCUGUCGCUCGUCCGCCGUUCUCUGCGGAUCGUGGGUGCGGACAUUUUUGAGGAAAAUUGGCGCCCAAAUUUGCUGACUUUCCUGACGCUGGUUUCGAUUUCUUUCUUUCCGUACAUGGACUUGAGCUUCAUGCUACAGCAUACGGAUUCGUUCAACCUGGUCUUCGAGGGAAUAUCCGUACUGGUCGCUGGACUCGAUGCCUGGUUCGGACUGGUGGAGAUCAUCGUAAACCGGAAGGCGUGGGUCGCGCUCAUGAAAGACGUCUCAAGUCGAAGAUCUAUGUACAAGUCGGCGAAGAUCUCCGCGUUGUUUGACGAGUACUACGAACGGAACAUCAUGUUCUGCAAAUUCCUGUACGGUGUGUACAUGUCGACGUUCUCGUACUUUUUGCUUCCAGCGAUUUUGCCCGAUCCGGGUAAGUAUAAUCUACCGAUACCAGCUACCAUUCCUCACCUGGUGCCCGAUACCAACAAGUUGUACUGGGUAAUCUUCCUGAUCCAGCUUUUAAUGGUCGGCAUUGCCCAGCAUGUCCUGAUCGCGCAAUGUUCCUCGCUGAUCAUCGGGAUCAUGUCCGCUUGCUGUCAGAUUCGAGCCCUGAAGAUCAAGCUGGAAGAUCUGAACGAGCAGAUCAAUGACCCGUCUGUCAAGCCGGACACCGUCCACGAAUCCCUCGGUGAAAUCAUCUACCUUCACGCCUCUACCAAGGAUUACAUCCGGCUUUUGCAGCGCAAGGCAGCGAUCGUCUACCUUUCGGUGUUUGUGACCUGCGGUGGCAUCGUGUGCUCCUGUCUGAACGUGAUCGCCGAGGAUCUGUUCAACUCGGCCAACGCGCUCAUGCUCGCCGGGACGUUCUCCGUGCUGGUCCACUGCUUCUUCGGCAACACGCUGCUGAUCGAGAACGAUAGCCUGCCGGAUGCGAUCUACGCGAUCGAUUGGUACAAGCUCCCUUUGGUGGAUCAAAAGGCGUUCAAGUUCUUGCUGGCUAACGCUCAACCUGACGCGGCCCUGCACGGAAUCCUGAUGCCGUUGAACAUGGGAACGUUCAUAUCGAUCAUGAAGGGCGCGUUUUCAUACUACUCGAUCCUCAGCAAGGAGAAGGCCAAGUAA